Molecule: messenger RNA, 2685 nt
Organism: Volvox carteri f. nagariensis
Lineage: Eukaryota; Viridiplantae; Chlorophyta; Chlorophyceae; Chlamydomonadales; Volvocaceae
Exons: 14
Coding region: 1-2685 (894 amino acids)
Molecular function (GO): RNA binding; tRNA dihydrouridine synthase activity; metal ion binding
Source: RefSeq, a predicted model, not a curated record
AUGGAGGUGAAAUCUGAAGAGGCUAUCGGCUCUGCGCCGCUGCUGACAGCUCAGCAAAUGAUUGAGCGCUGCAUUGUUCCGGUUAAGGCUGAGUUCCUCAUUCGGAAGGUGCCAUCACAAAAGAAGGAACAGCCCCCAACUACGCCUGCCGACGGCGCGAACGUUGAACCACUGACUAAUAACGGCGCCGGCACCGGUACUGCCGGUGGCGCCGGCAAGCAAAAGCAGGACCGCGCGCAGGAGCAGAGCAGAAACCAAUCACGAAAGCAGAUGCGAAAGGGUGUCCGCGAUGGAGGCCGCCAGGCUGAGCUCUGCACCAACUACGCUCUGGGGCGGUGUACGUGGGGCGACCGCUGCAAGUUUAGCCACGAUCUGGUUGAGUACAUCAAGUCGAAACCUGCUGACCUGCCGGGGAUGUGCCCCUGGACUGCCGUACAGGCCACGUGUCCGUACGGCAUCACAUGUCGUUAUGCAAUGGGUCAUGCGUCAGAGGACGAGCUGCACAAAACGUUGAGGGUGACGUUGAUGGAGUCGGCGUCAACCGCCUCAACGGCGCCACCGUCUGGCAGCGACCCUAAGGACCACGAUGACAACGGUAACAACGGUAACGGGAAUGGCAGCGCAGCAGCACCGGGAGUAGAGGACGCGACGGCCGCUCUUCCGUUAUCGUUAUUACCGUUACCGUUGCCCAGCUCGAUUGAGAAGGAAAUAAAUUAUCUGAGCAAGGACGUCCAGGCGUUGCUCUGGAAAAACCGGUACGACUUCAAUCGUGCUGACGGGAUCCUCAAGUCCAUGUCUCUACGCAUCUCCUUCAAGCACCAACCUAAGCCAACUCGAGAAGAAGUGAGGAACGAGGGCGGCGGCGGCAAGAAGGCUGCCGAAGGAGCUGUCGCCGGCGGCGGCGGUGGCGGCGAUGUGCCCGUAGAGUCGGCCCGGCGGCAGCUCGGAAACAAUGACCCGGAGCUGCCGCCGCCGCCGCAGCAGCAGCAGCAGGAGGAGGGUACUCGUGAACCGGCGGCGGUGCAGGCUGGUGCAGCGCCGCCGCAGGUGGCGGCGGCGGAGGUGGCGGAGGUGGCGGCGCCAGCGAAGGUGAAUGAGGGUGAAGAUGUCAUGAAAAUAGAUGUCGACGCCGCGGUUGCGCCACCGGACGGCGGCGCCGCAGCCGUUACGGCGGCGACAUGCGACACGGAUGGCGGCGCUGACGUCGACGCCGAUGGGCCGGCGGCGAAGCGGCAACGCACUGACGGCGCCGCUAUCAACGAUGCGGCGACGGGCCCCCCGGCAGCGGCGGAACAGCAUCCGCCGGCGGCAGCGAUGACAGCAGCGGCAGUGGUUUCGGAGUCACGUGCUGCCUAUGUGGAGCUGCCUGUACGUCAGUGUGAGCGCCGCCGCUUGGACUUCCGUGGUAAGACCUACCUGGCCCCUCUCACAACGGUGGGCAACCUGCCUUUCAGGCGCGUGUGCAAGUCCCUGGGUGUGGAUGUGACCUGCGGCGAGAUGGCUCUGGCCACCAACCUGCUGCAGGGCCAGGCGGCGGAGUGGGCGCUCCUGAAGCGGCACCCCUGCGAGGACUUGUUCGGAGUGCAGGUGUGCGGCGGCUACCCGGACGCGCUGGCGCGAGUGGGUCAGUUGUUGAACGAGCGGCUGGUGGUCGACUUUGUGGACAUCAACAUGGGGUGUCCGAUUGACCUGGUGGGGGUGUGGGCGGGGGUGGGGGUGUGCGACAAGAACGCCGGGUCGGCACUGCUCCGCCAGCCCCGCCGCAUCGAGCAGAUCCUUCGCGCCACCUCCGCGGCCCUGGGGGAUAUCCCGCUCACCUUCAAGACACGGAAGGGCUUCAAUGACGGGGAAGAUGUGGCCCACACGUUUCUCCCCAAGGCUGCGGGGUGGGGCGCGGCGGCGGUGACGUUGCAUGGUCGUACACGUCAGCAGCGGUACAGCAAGCUCGCUGACUGGGAUUACAUUCAACGCUGCGCUGCGCCUUGCUCCGAAGCGGGUCUUCAACUGAUUGGCAACGGUGACGUGUUCUCGUACCUCGACUGGAACAGACAAAUGGACAGACGCGAAACGGAGGGGGAGGGGGGAGGCUCCCUCGCUUCCAUUAUGAUUGGGAGGGGUGCUCUCAUCAAACCAUGGAUAUUCACAGAGAUUAAGGAGCAGCGUCACUGGGACAUUUCGGCUUCGGAGCGGCUGGAUUUGUACAAGCAGUUUUGUACGGCGGGUUUGGAGCACUGGGGCAGUGACGGCCGUGGGGUUGAGACCACGAGACGGUUCCUGCUGGAGUGGCUGUCAUUCACUUGCAGGUACGUCCCGGUUGGGUUGUUGGAGGUCCUCCCCCAGCACAUGAACCACCGCCCUCCGGCCUUCCGAGGGCGCAGCGAGCUGGAGACGCUGAUGUCCUCUGAAGAGCCCCAGGCGAGUGGUGUUGGUGGGGGGGCCCUGGCGGGGAGAAGGGCUGAUUGGAUCCGGAUCAGUGAGAUGCUUCUGGGUCCACCUCCCGCCCCCAUCACCUCAUUCACUGCCAAGCACAAGAGCAGUUCGUACGCGGGCGCGCCGGGAGCGGCUAGACUGCGACACUCCCUUGGCCAGAAAGAUCCUGCAGAGAAAGCCGCCCUUAAUCUUGGACGGCUCUCCCUGCACACCCUAGGUGGGUGGCUCCACCUGCUGAUGAUGUGGGAGCUGUAG